AAUAAGCAAAAUAAAAACAUGUGUUUACUAAACACUGUUUAUUAAUUUAACUGUUAUUGAUUUGUUUUGAAGUUUAACUUGUAAUAAUCUAAUAAAAUGUUCGCAGUUUUUACUCCAAAAUGUCAUUCUAUACUCACUGUUUCUCAAUGCAAACGUUUAAUGCACAACGUCGAUACUAUCCCGGUCAUUACUGUUCCCAAAUAUUUGGAAUCACAAGUUAAAAGACAUGAACGAAGGAAGAAACAAAUACUGGAGGAAAGAGCCAAUUAUUUAAAGACAUGUGGUGAUAGAUCUAAACCAGUGGUAACCUGUAAACUCUCACCAAAGCUUAAUCAUUAUUUAUAUCAAAAAUAUCCUAAAGAUAAGAAAAUCCCUUUAGCUUCACAAAGCUGGAAAAGUGGUAAAUAUAAAGGUGAUGUCAUAACAAUACAUCCUCAUGCUGCAAAUCCUCAUUUCGAGGAAGCUGAGCGGUUUGAUUAUACUUUCAAAGCUGCUGGACUUAAUGAUAAUAUCAUCAGUGCAAUCAACAAUAUGGGAUAUUUCAAGCCAACACAGUGCCAACUUAGAACUAUACCAGAAAUUUUAAAAGGAUUGAAUGUCGUUUGUUGUGCUGAAACCGGAUCGGGCAAAACACUUGCUUACUUGAGUCCGAUUAUGGAAAAAAUUUCACUGGCAAAAGCUAGAGGCGAUGUAAUAGAGCGUCAUCCCAACGCAAUAAUUGUCCUUCCAUCGCGAGAAUUAGUUCACCAGAUUGGUAUCCAAGCUCGUUCUUUCGGAUCUUUAAUCGGAGUUGGUGUAGCUCCGAUUGUUGGUGGUGCACCUACAGCGCUAUCUCACACAGGGUAUGAUGUAAUUAUUACCACUUUAGGAUUGAUCGGGGAACACACUAAACGAGGAGUUUACUCUUUAAAUAAAGUGAAAACUUUGGUGCUUGAUGAGGCUGAUACUUUAUUAGAUGACACUUUCAGUUAUGGAAUCGGUAAUUUAUUAUCUGACUUAAGGUUUAAAUCAUCAGAAAACCGAUUUGGAACACAGCUUUGCCUUGUUAGUGCAACUAUUCCCCAGGAAAUAGAAGAAAUAAUUGGAGGCUAUGUAGAUUUUAACUCAUUUUCUUGGACCGAAACGCAAUAUCUUCAUCGAUUGAUGCCCCAUGUUAAACACGUAUUUCUCAGAUUACAUAAAUAUGACCGCCCAAAUAAGUUAUUAGAAUUAGUUGGUUACAAGUUGCAAAACAAGAAGAGGAUUAUUAUUUUCAAUCGAAAGCGUUCAAGUUGCGAAUGGAUGUACAACCAUUUGAACCAAAGUGGCUUCCCAUCAUCUCAUUUACAUAGACGAAUGGAUGAAAAUGAAAGGAUUAGUCAAUUACAAAAGUUUCAACAGGGAGAGACUAAUGUCUUGUGUGCCACCGAUCUAGCCUCAAGGGGGAUAGAUUUCAAAAACGUUAGUGACGUUGUUAAUUAUGAUUCGCCUCACCAUGUAUCCGAUUAUCUCCAUAGAGCUGGAAGAACGGGCAGAAUUGGAUCUCGGCAAAAUUGUACCGUUACAACUUUUGUUUGUUUUUCACCUGACGUAGAUAUGCUACAUGCUUUGGAAACAUCUGUUCGCACAAAUAGCAGCAUUCAAAAUGUAAAUGGAAAUAUUAAGAGUAUAUUGAAAAAUUUAAAAAGGAGGAAAUUAUCCAAAUAUUUGUAGAUACAUAUCCAAUUGUAAUCUUUCUGGCCUAACAAUUUCUGUAUUUUGACACUCCAUCUAUCACGAAAAUUUAUGUAAAUAGUAGAACAAGUAAAUUAAAUUUCAUAUCUUAUAAGUAAAUUA
Messenger RNA from Tetranychus urticae (two-spotted spider mite), 1815 nucleotides. RefSeq names its product putative ATP-dependent RNA helicase Dbp21E2 (gene Dbp21E2). Gene Ontology annotation, molecular function: ATP binding; nucleic acid binding. The record is from RefSeq and is a predicted model, not a curated record. Lineage: Eukaryota; Metazoa; Arthropoda; Arachnida; Trombidiformes; Tetranychidae.